CUACCUUUUCCCAGUGCUUUACAAAUGCAUCGACUUGUAUCCCUCUUUAUCAUUAGCUGGAUUGUCAGCUAAAGGGGAGGGCUUCUUGUAAACUACUCUUCCGUCUCUGCAUUUUCAGCUUUACCCCUUUUUCAUGGGGUCUUUUUUAAUCAUUUGUUCCUUGAGAGAUCCCCUCUUGAAUGCUAAAAGAUAAGGACUUUUGUUUUGUUUUGUUUUGCUUCUGUGAGUGCCCAAGGAAGAAGAUCAAAGGAGUGUGUUAAAAUUUGGGCCUUCAUACAAGGGAUUCAAGUAUAAUUCUGACUGUUAAGAUCCAAAAGAUAAGAGAUGUCGAUUGAGGGUGCCUUAAAUGCUGAUUUGUCAAAGAAGACAUUGCUUUUGGGUUUAAAGCUCUGGGUUUUGAUUGGUGUAUUUGUUGGCACAUUCAUAUUGUUGAUUCUUUGUGUCUUAUCCGUAUGGGUUACAUUGGGAAGGAGAUCUAGAAGAUCCAUAGACAAGUUCUCGUUUUCCCAAAUACCAAAUGUCUCGAAAGAUAUCAAGGUCGAUGAGGUUGAAGAUCAGAGCUCCAAUGGUCUUCCAGAAAGUUUACUCCUUCCUGUUCGUGAUAGGCUGAGUGAUAAGAAUUCUGAGAAAAUGCUAGCUUAUUUGAGAAUGAGCAAAUCAAGUGACCCUGAUACUAUUAGUCAAUGCAGUGCAGUAUACCGUCGUGAGAAAGGUGUUAGUUCCCGUUCAGUGGAAGAAGGGAGCUCUGCAACGGUCCAAAAGCAGUGUGCACCCUCAAACAGCGGACAAGUGACAGCCUCUCCCUUAGUUGGUCUGCCAGAAGUUUCACGUCUUGGUUGGGGUCACUGGUUCACUCUUAGGGAUCUUGAGCUCGCAACAAAUCGUUUCUCGGCUGAGAAUGUGCUUGGAGAGGGCGGAUAUGGGGUGGUUUACAAGGGUAGACUGAUCAAUGGAACUGAAGUGGCAGUUAAGAAACUUUUUAAUAACCUGGGACAGGCAGAAAAAGAAUUUAGAGUUGAAGUGGAGGCCAUUGGUCAAGUUCGACAUAAGAAUCUUGUGCGGCUUUUGGGUUAUUGCAUCGAAGGAGUUCACAGAAUGCUGGUAUAUGAAUAUGUCAAUAAUGGUAACUUGGAGCAAUGGCUACAUGGGGCAAUGCAAUUGCACGGUUCCUUUACUUGGGAGGCUCGAAUGAAGGUUGUUCUUGGUACUGCCAAGGCGCUUGCUUAUUUGCAUGAAGCAAUAGAACCCAAAGUUGUUCACCGGGACAUAAAAUCAAGUAAUAUUUUGAUUGAUGAUGAUUUCAAUGGCAAGGUUUCUGAUUUUGGAUUGGCCAAGCUCUUGGAUUCGAGAGAGAGUCAUAUAACAACUAGAGUCAUGGGGACUUUUGGUUAUGUUGCACCUGAAUAUGCUAAUACCGGCUUGUUAAAUGAGAAGAGUGAUAUUUACAGCUUUGGUGUUCUCUUGCUUGAAACUGUCACUGGAAGAGAUCCUGUCGACUAUGACAGACUGGCUAAUGAGGUCAACCUUGUUGAGUGGCUGAAGAUGAUGGUUGGAGCAAGAAGAGCGGAGGAAGUAGUGGAUCCAAAUCUUGAAGUUCGACCCUCAACACGUUCUCUUAAACGUGCCCUUUUAGUGGCACUUAGAUGUGUUGAUCCUCAUGCAGUUAAGCGGCCCAAAAUGAGUCAGGUUGUACAAAUGCUGGAAGCUGAUGUUUACCCGUUUCGUCAGGAUCAGAGGAACCGGAAGAGCCGUACGGUGAGCAUGGAAAUCGAAUCUUUUAAGGAAGAGAGCAAUGCUGAGGGAUCACGGAGCAAUGCAACUGCGACAGCUUCAUGAAUAGGACUGAAAAAAGGCAUGAAAUGUGUUUGUUUCGUUGGGAGAAACAUUUUCCGGCAUCCAACGGAUGAACCCCCUUGAAGGUUUUGAUUUAGAAGCAGAAAUUUCUUUUGGCCAUAUCACAUUUGUCAUCAUAAAACCAAUAGCUGCUCUGAGACAGAUGACAGGGUAACAUGUGCAAGGAGAAGGGAAGAGGUUCUUUCUGUGCAGGUGUGUUUGUGCUACUAUUAUAUGUUUCUCUCUAUACUAUGGGAUUCAAUUACUGAUCUUUCUAUGGUUAUUGAAUUUUCAUUCUUCACCUUUUUUAAAAUCUUUUCAAUGAAAUACCUUAUAUUGUAAAAACCAUCAAAGU
Messenger RNA from Hibiscus syriacus, 2188 nucleotides. Its product is annotated as probable receptor-like protein kinase At2g42960. The record is from RefSeq and is a predicted model, not a curated record. Gene Ontology annotation, molecular function: protein kinase activity; ATP binding. Gene Ontology annotation, biological process: protein phosphorylation. Bases 325 to 1836 code for a protein of 503 amino acids. The transcript is spliced from 8 exons. Lineage: Eukaryota; Viridiplantae; Streptophyta; Magnoliopsida; Malvales; Malvaceae.